AUGGCAGGAGUAAACCGCUGCAUAAAGUAUUCCAUGUUCAUCUUCAACUUCUUAUUUUGGGUAUUUGGCUGUGUUGUUUUGGGUGUUGGUAUAUGGAUACGUGUUCGCAGUAAUCAAGAGGACGUGCAGGUUCAGGUGGCAUUUGCAGGAAUUGAUCUACUAAUAGCAGUGGGCUGCAUCAUCAUGGUCCUAGGAUUUCUAGGGUGCUGUGGUGCCAUAAAGGAAAGCCAGUGCAUGCUGCUUAUGUUUUUUAUUGGACUACUUCUGAUCCUGAUUCUUCAGAUUGUAACAGGUAUUUUAGCAGCAGUGUACAAACCUCAGAUUGCAACAGCCUUUAGCUCGAUCAUCUCAGCCAAUGUUGAUCUAUUGCAAAGCUCUUCUGAAGAAGGAAAAGUGUAUCAAGAGAAUUUUCAGAUAUUUCAGAACGAGUAUCAAUGCUGUGGUUUGCUGAAUGGGCCGGAAGACUGGGGAAAAAACUUUAAUGUUCCUAUUAAUAACCAAAAAGUCUGUGAAUGUGCAGUAGAGAAGCAAUCUACAGACCUCUGCACCUAUUAUCGAGACAGAUACAUUUAUAAAACGUAUUGUGGAAAUAAACUAAUCAGCAUGAUUGAAGAAAAUAUGAUCAUAAUUAUGGGAUUGACAUUUGGAGUUGCAGUUAUUGAGGUUCUUGCUUUGGCGUUUUCUAUGAGCCUGUACUGCCAGAUCAAGAGAAAAUGA
Nothoprocta perdicaria is the source of this 717-nucleotide messenger RNA. It is a transcript of the gene TSPAN8, whose product is annotated as tetraspanin 8. The record is from RefSeq and is a predicted model, not a curated record. The transcript is spliced from 8 exons. Gene Ontology annotation, cellular component: membrane. The coding region runs from base 1 to 717 and encodes 238 amino acids. Lineage: Eukaryota; Metazoa; Chordata; Aves; Tinamiformes; Tinamidae.